This is a messenger RNA of Haliotis rubra (blacklip abalone), 1403 nucleotides long. Its product is annotated as tyrosine-protein phosphatase 11-like. The record is from RefSeq and is a predicted model, not a curated record. Gene Ontology annotation, molecular function: protein tyrosine phosphatase activity. The transcript is spliced from 6 exons. The coding region runs from base 849 to 1385 and encodes 178 amino acids. Gene Ontology annotation, biological process: protein dephosphorylation. Lineage: Eukaryota; Metazoa; Mollusca; Gastropoda; Lepetellida; Haliotidae.
CCCUAAGAUCGCUGCCAAACGGUUAACUACAAACAUUGGUCACGGGGCAUCCAAUCCGCAGAGAAGUGUACUCCAUUGACUGAAAAAGAAUAUUUCCUCCAAUCUCUACUUCAUACUAUCAGUCACCUGUCUCUGUGAAUUUGCUGUUCAAAGUUAAAACACCAGUGCAAAGAUAUACCAUGUCUUGACUAUCCUCAGAAAUAUCUUCCACCUGAGGUUUAGGGUUACAGCUGUUGAUAUCACACGAAUGGACGCUGAAAGUCAGUGAUGGCAGCAGGUGUUCUCGAAAAGAGUAAGCAGAUCCCGUAGAUCCUGCCUUACCAGAAGCAUCCGUCAUUCCCUGUCUGAAGCACCUUCCACCCAGGACACCCAAGUCCUAACACUUCAUGUUAGAAUCCCUGAUCUUGUAUCUGGAUUAGGCAGCACCUGUCUAUUUUCGUAGUUUGGUUUCACCUGGGUGUUAUUCCCACAGUAGUCUGACACCCGACGAUACAUCGGAAUGCUGUUGACAGCGGCAUGCAAAUUAAUUUACCUGUUUAAAUGUUUUGGAAACACACAAAAGCAGACAAAAUACCUGCAGCCAUGACAGAGUGUGUUAAUGGGCUUAUAGAACAUACAAUAUCCUAACAGGCUGGCAGAGAGAAAAUGAACCCUGCAGUCGGAAGAUUUCAUGACCUGUAGAUAUACUGAGGGAACAAAUAAGGGAUCACAUGAAAGCACAAGUGUUCCCUUAUUUUUUUCCAGGUUUCUUCACAAGCUUUGCAUCACAUAGCUUGUGAAGAAACCUGAAAGAAAUAAGGGAACACUUGUGCUUUCAUGUGAUCCCUUAUUUUUUUCCCUCAGUAUAUAUGCUUCGUCCUCAGUGGUCAUAUUUCAUAUUUCAGGGAUUCACAAUGGAUCAAGCUUAUAUUGCAGCACAAGCACCAAACAGGAAAACGGUAGGUGACUUCUGGAGAAUGAUCUACGAGAAGAACUUGACAAGAAUCGUGAUGCUGACGAACCUGACAGAGGCAGGAAAGGUGAAGUGUGUCCCCUACUGGUCAGACACGUCGGACCUGAACGUGGACGUCCUCACCAUCUCCGUCACCAACAUCAGUCACAGAGCUCACUGGGUCUUCCGGGAACUCAAAGCCACAUUGAAAGAGACUGGCGAGAGUAGAGUGUUUCAUCAUUUCCACUACACAAAAUGGCCAGAUCAUGGAACGCCAGAGGAAACGCCACUGAUGGAGUUCGUUUGGAGGAUACGAAAGACACCGAACCCUGACAAUACGCCCUUGAUGGUGCACUGCAGUGCUGGUAUUGGCCGGACAGGGACGUAUAUCGCCGUGGACUACCUGCUGGACCGGGCGAUGGCUGACCAGAAGGUGGACGUGUUCGAUUUGUAAAUCUCUAUGAGACAACAG